AUCCACGUCCAGCUCAACAUCGUCGCCUUCACCCCUCUGACAUCUCUCCCACCCCGCCCUCCAACGGCGUCGCCCCCUCUCGGACGCACUCUCCUCUACAUUUGCCGCCACACUCGACCGGACCAGCAUGGCUGACCGCUACUCGUUCUCGCUCACGACGUUCUCGCCCAGCGGAAAGCUGGUGCAGAUCGAGUAUGCCCUCAACGCCGUCAACCAGGGCGUCACGUCGUUAGGCAUCAAGGCGACCAACGGCAUCGUGCUCGCCACGGAGAAGAAGUCGUCUUCGCCGCUCAUUGAUGCGCAAUCGGCAUCCAAAGUCAGCCUGAUCACGCCCAACAUCGGCAUGGUCUACUCGGGCAUGGGACCGGACUACCGCAUUCUCGUCGACAAGGCGCGCAAGGUCUCGCACACCAACUACAAGCGCAUCUACAACGAGUACCCGCCCACGAGGAUAUUGGUGCAGGAUGUUGCGAGAGUCAUGCAAGAGGCCACGCAGUCGGGCGGUGUCCGUCCGUACGGCGUCAGCUUGCUGAUUGCCGGCUGGGACGACGGCAUCGAGCCGGAGCAGGAGGCGAAGGAUGCGGGUGACAUCGAUGCCGAGAAGGCGCGGGCGACGGGCAAGACCGGAGGUAUCCUGAAGGGCGGCCCGAGCCUGUACCAAGUCGACCCUAGCGGCAGCUACUUCCCGUGGAAGGCCACCGCCAUCGGCAAGAGCGCGACCAGCGCAAAGACGUUCUUGGAGAAGCGGUACACGGAGGGCUUGGAGCUGGAGGAUGCGAUCCACAUUGCCCUCCUGACGCUCAAGGAGACCAUAGAAGGCGAGAUGAACGGCGACACCGUCGAGAUUGGUAUCGUAGGACCCCCGGAGGACCGUCUGCUUGGAUACGAGGGCGUGGAGGGCGCCAAGGGCCCGCGUUUCCGGAAGCUGAGUCCCCAGGAGGUCGAGGACUACCUGACCAACCUGUAGCGGAGCAGCGUUUCGGCGUUAAUGCAUAUUAGUGCAUGUGCUUGAUGGAUAGCGGCAUGGUAUCACGUCCAGUAGAGUGCCUGGCAAGGCAUGAUGUAGACUAACUCGACUACUAUGAAUGACAUGCAAGCGAGUUACGCUCCCAACUCCGGAC
Messenger RNA from Aplosporella prunicola CBS 121167, 1121 nucleotides. RefSeq lists its product as uncharacterized. The transcript has 5 exons. Bases 128 to 967 code for a protein of 279 amino acids. The record is from RefSeq and is a predicted model, not a curated record. Gene Ontology annotation, biological process: ubiquitin-dependent protein catabolic process. Lineage: Eukaryota; Fungi; Ascomycota; Dothideomycetes; Botryosphaeriales; Aplosporellaceae. Gene Ontology annotation, cellular component: proteasome core complex; proteasome core complex, alpha-subunit complex.